GCAGUCGCACUCAGUCUCUCACUAUUGCACCGUGAAGUUCACAUCUGUCGCCCGUCGUCGUUUUCGCCGCAGCCGUCUUUGUCGUUGAAUUAUCUGUUUCUUACCACCCCCAUCAUCUUCCACCGGACAGUUCACUUCCAGUAUAAGGUGCUAAAAUGGGCAAAAUACCCGCCGUCGGAAUCGAUCUUGGAACAACCUAUAGCUGCGUCGGUGUCUGGCAGCAUGGUAAGGUAGAAAUUAUCGCCAACGACCAGGGUAACCGGACCACUCCUUCGUACGUUGCCUUCAACGACACGGAACGACUGAUCGGCGAUGCUGCCAAGAAUCAGGUGGCAAUGAAUCCGAAAAAUACGGUAUUCGAUGCAAAGCGACUGAUCGGCCGUCGUUACGACGAUUCGAAAAUUCAGGACGACAUGAAACACUGGCCAUUCACCGUGGUCAAUGACUGCGGGAAACCGAAGAUCCAGGUCGAAUUCAAGGGCGAAACGAAACGCUUUGCUCCGGAGGAAGUUAGCUCGAUGGUACUGACCAAGAUGCGUGAGGUUGCCGAAGUCUACCUGGGCGGGAAGGUAGCGGAUGCGGUCAUAACCGUUCCGGCCUAUUUCAACGACUCACAACGACAGGCUACCAAGGAUGCCGGAGCGAUCGCUGGUUUGAAUGUGAUGAGAAUCAUUAACGAACCAACGGCUGCUGCAUUGGCCUACGGAUUGGAUAAGAACCUUAAGGGCGAAAAGAACGUGUUGAUCUUUGAUCUAGGAGGUGGUACAUUUGAUGUGUCAAUCCUAACCAUUGACGAAGGAUCGUUGUUUGAGGUAAAAUCCACGGCUGGAGAUACUCACCUGGGAGGUGAGGAUUUCGAUAACCGUCUGGUCAAUCACUUCGCAGAGGAGUUCAAACGCAAACACAAGAAGGAUAUGAGUGGUAAUAUUCGUGCUCUGCGUAGACUACGUACCGCUUGUGAACGUGCAAAAAGAACGUUGUCGUCCAGCACGGAGGCGUCGUUGGAGAUUGAUGCCCUACACGAAGGCAUCGACUACUAUUCAAAGAUUACGCGAGCUCGCUUCGAAGAGCUGUGUAUGGAUUUGUUCCGUUCGACUCUGGCACCAGUUGAACGUGCUCUAGGAGAUGCCAAGCUUGACAAGGCUUCUAUACACGAUGUUGUCCUCGUCGGUGGUUCUAUCCGAAUCCCUAAAAUUCAAAAGAUGUUACAGGACUUCUUCUGUGGCAAAGCAUUGAACUUGUCGAUCAACCCAGAUGAGGCAGUCGCAUAUGGAGCUGCCGUCCAAGCAGCGAUUCUCAGCGGUGAUGGAAGUUCCCAGAUUCAGGACGUGCUGUUGGUGGAUGUAACUCCUCUUUCCUUGGGUAUCGAAACAGCCGGUGGAGUUAUGACUAAAAUUAUCGAGCGAAACUCUCGAAUUCCGUGCAAACAGCAGCAGACAUUCACAACCUACAGCGAUAAUCAAAAUGCGGUGUCGAUCCAGGUCUUCGAAGGAGAACGUGCAAUGACCAAGGAUAACAAUCUGUUGGGAACAUUCAAUCUAACCGGGAUUCCACCGGCACCCCGUGGUGUUCCAAAGAUCGAGGUAACUUUUGAUCUAAACGCAGAUGGAAUCUUGAACGUUUCAGCCAAAGAUAACAGUACCGGCAAAUCGGAAAAGAUUACUAUUAAGAACGAUAAGGGACGUUUAUCAAAGGCCGAUAUCGAUCGGAUGCUUUCGGAUGCCGAAAAGUAUCGGGAGGAAGACGAACGUCAGAGAGAAAAGGUCACUGCAAGAAAUCAACUCGAAGGGUACAUCUUCAACUGCAAACAGGCCGUUGAGGAUGCACCGGCCGGAAAACUGACGGAUUCCGAAAAACAAACAGUUAAGGACAAGUGUAGCACAGAAAUGGCCUGGUUGGACGCAAAUACACUGGCCGAGAAGGACGAGUUCGAGCAUCACCUGAAGGAAUGCCAACGGGUGUGCGGUCCGAUUAUGGCAAAGAUGCACCAGGCAGGAGGAAGUGGCGAUGGUACCGCUACCGGUGGGAAAGGACCAACCGUAGAGGAGGUGGACUGAGAACAUUAGCUCAUUCGAUAACUCAUCAUCCGACUUGAUCUAUUAUGCUUUCUAUAGUAUGUGGCAGAGCUACUAACAAAUUUGCUUUAUCCGUUUUCUUCUUGUUAAAAUAUGCUUCAUUUUUAUAAUCGGUUAUUUUGGAAUAAUAAAACGAUAGACUGGC
Malaya genurostris is the source of this 2220-nucleotide messenger RNA. It is a transcript of the gene Hsc70-2, whose product is annotated as heat shock 70 kDa protein cognate 2. Gene Ontology annotation, cellular component: cytoplasm. The record is from RefSeq and is a predicted model, not a curated record. The transcript has 4 exons. Gene Ontology annotation, molecular function: heat shock protein binding; ATP hydrolysis activity; ATP binding. NCBI's taxonomy places the organism in Eukaryota, Metazoa, Arthropoda, Insecta, Diptera, Culicidae. Gene Ontology annotation, biological process: protein refolding; cellular response to unfolded protein. Bases 156 to 2057 code for a protein of 633 amino acids.